AAAGCACUGAUGCACCAAUCUUCUGCAAAUCACAUCAUUUGCAUGAGAUCUGCGUCCUUGCAGAAACGAAGGAAGAACCGAUGACCAUUGAUGAGGCCCUGUCGAGGGCGACAAAACGGAGGAGGCACUUGGACGACAUGGAUAUCAAAACACCAGGGGGUCUGGACACUGCUGGGGUGUCGUCUGGGAUGGAGCAGCCCAGGGUCGCCUUUCGUUUGGUGCGGUUGAUCGUCGUCUAAUCCAUGCACCUCAGAACCAGUUACGUAGCACUUCCUCAGUUUGACCCUGUUGGGGAGCAAGGUACUUUUUCUCUCUCGACAGGGACAUGGCACUUCACAUUCAAUUCGCCAGCAGCUAAACAAUUUGAAUCAAUCUAUCCGCUGUUUCCUCCGGUUCUCGUCGAUAACUCGAUACACGGUACACCGAUAUAUCGGGAUCUUCCGGAGCAACAUGUGAUCCGGAGCGGCGCCUCCUUCUCCGGCGCCAGUCGCUGCUCAUCCCCACCAACUGAUGCCAAUAUCAUUCUACGAUUGCCAUCGCCUCAACUCCUCGGAUCUCUUAACUGGUCCUGUACUCCAGUUGUGACUCGACGACGAACCCAAGAGUGCCAGGGUUUCCAGAAUAAUAUCGGAUGUUGUCCACGAUCAAUGACCAACCACCAAGCUAAUAACCCAAUCCCAACGCGCUUCACUCGUCCGCCAAUAACAGUUGACUCCCUAUAAGAGGCAAACUCAGAGUCCAAAACCGACCGGAAAGCAGCGACGACCAAGUGGGACUGGCAAAGUAAGGGACUUUAGUCUUCACUGCUGUCGUACUUCAGAGUGGGGCCCGUCAUGGCGCAAUUGCAUCUUCGCGAUAUUCGUAAAAACUCUGUUCCUGUUACUCAAUGCAUGCCUUGGCCGCUUGGCUUGAGCGUGGCUAUUAGCU
Molecule: messenger RNA, 927 nt
Organism: Aspergillus versicolor CBS 583.65
Lineage: Eukaryota; Fungi; Ascomycota; Eurotiomycetes; Eurotiales; Aspergillaceae
Exons: 2
Coding region: 243-722 (159 amino acids)
Source: RefSeq, a predicted model, not a curated record